CCCGCGGUGUCCGAGUCCUACCGGCUGCGAUGUGUUACGCGCCCCAGCUUUAGAAAAAAAAAAAAAAAAAAAAAACAGAGAAGGAAAACUUCAUAGAAAUGGCGGAGGGUGCAACGACUCUCAAAGGCUUGCGAGCCCAAAUGGCUGCAGCUGCACAGGCACAAGCCGAGGAGCGGCGCAGCCUGGCAGGGAACAGUCCCGGACCUACAGCCAACCCACCAGCUAAACCUCAGGGGUGUAAGCCAGUCAUUGACGGUGCCGCACUUAAAAUAGACGACCGACUGCGAGUGGCAAAAGAGAGGCGAGAAGAGGCAGACAAACAACAGGCUUUGCGAGAGUCUCAGAUUAUGGAGCGGGAGCGCAAGGCCAAGCUGCAAGUGGAGCGCCAGAUGGAGGAGCGUCAGAAAAAGGUUGAGGAGCAGCGAAGAAAGGAGGAGCAGAAACGAUUGGCUGUGGAGGAGAAGAGGAAGCAGAAACAGGAAGAGGAAAAGGAGCACUACGAGGCAGUGAUGCGGCGGACAUUGGAGCGUAGUCAGCGAGUGGAGCAGAGGCAGAAAAGAUGGUCCUGGGGAGGACUGUCCACAGACUCUGAUGGACGAACAGGAGAUUCUGAUGCCAGCGCCUCAUCUCCAGUAACAAUACUUAUCUCCCCUGCCUCGCCAGAAAAGCCACCAAGGAGUCGACAAGUGGACAAGCGUUCCACAUCCACCAUGAACCUGAAGCAGCCGUCUGAGGCUGGCAUCAGCAAACGCCUAUCCUCCUCCUCUGCCACCCUCAUCAAAUCUCCUGACAAAAGGGUUAAGCCAAGGAGUUCAUCUUGUAACCGGUUGCCUAGCAACGACAAUGCUGCUCAGGCCAGUAAGGAAGACGGCAAAAAGCUUCAGGUGGAACAGACAGGCCGUUCCAUGAAGAAGAGAAGUUCUUCCCUUACACGAGUAAGUGUGGGCAGAGCACAGACCCCUGCCAAGCCUGAUAAGGGGACAACGGAUGAUCAAGCUCGCAGGCCACCGGCCAGCACUGUGGAUGGAGGGGUCCUUAGUCGCCUGCUCACCCCUACCCAGGCCUCACUAGCUAGGAGCAAGAGCGCCGCCGCCCUGUCAGCUGAAGGAACAGAUGCUCCAGAGUGUCACCUGUGUCCUCGCUCAGCCUCCGCCAGUCCCCUGCACCCACCGCGUGGACCUGUGCGCAGCCGCAGCAUUGACCGACAGAAGAGCGGCAUGACCACUUCUGUGUCAGCCGACGGAGCCCUCGACCCUUCACUGAAGGACAAGCAGUUAACAUCACCUCAAGGGCAACGUCCCGCCUCCCCAUCUACAAACCUGGGACGCAACCGUUCACCAUCCCCAGCCCCCAAUCCAUCCCCAAAGAGGACCCCUUCCCCAGGAGCAGCGAAGCAAAAUUCCAAAACACGCCCACCCUCACCUGGUGCAAUGAAACAGCGUCCCCCUUCCCCCCAGCCUAUGUCAGCCAAACCUCCACCUAUCCAGAAACCAGCGCUCACUCCAACAGGGCCUCCCACCUUGCGAAAGAGGGACUCCAAGUCCAAGGAUCUGUGUCCUGUCCAGGCUAUGUCUCCACAGUCCUCUGAUUCCAGCAAGACCAAAGACAAAGAUG
Morone saxatilis (striped sea-bass) is the source of this 1614-nucleotide messenger RNA. Its product is annotated as ensconsin-like. The record is from RefSeq and is a predicted model, not a curated record. Gene Ontology annotation, cellular component: microtubule cytoskeleton. Lineage: Eukaryota; Metazoa; Chordata; Actinopteri; Moronidae. Gene Ontology annotation, biological process: microtubule cytoskeleton organization.